Messenger RNA from Onthophagus taurus, 3883 nucleotides. Lineage: Eukaryota; Metazoa; Arthropoda; Insecta; Coleoptera; Scarabaeidae. The record is from RefSeq and is a predicted model, not a curated record.
UAGAGGUGUGUUGGGAAAGGGUGUAGCUUGUAUGAUAGGAUUUAUUAUUAGGAUGGGAGUGUAGCCAAGGGAAGACAAAGUUGCAGAACCAAGAUAAAUGAUAUAUUUGAAGAAAUCUCCCCGGAACCAAUUGGUUCGGCAUCAUUAGCUCAAGUACACAAAGCAAAAUUAAAAGAUGGUACAACCGUAGCUGUCAAAGUGCAACAUCCGGCGGUUUUGGGAAAUUCUCGGGUUGAUAUGAAAACUAUGGAAUAUCUCGUGAAAGUUGUCGAAUAUUUCUUCCCGGAAUUUAAAUUCCAAUGGUUAGUGAACGAAUCGAAAAAGAACAUACCAACCGAGUUAGAUUUUAAAAACGAGGGUCUCAACGCUGAAAAAAUCGCAGGAUUAUUCAAAGAUGUCCCAUGGUUGAGGGUACCAUCGAUUCGAUGGGAUUUAACAACUAAACGGGUUUUAACCAUGGAGUAUUUGGAUGGGGGGCAAGUUAACGAUAUUAACUAUAUUAAAGAAAAUAAGAUUAAUCCGUUGGAAGUGUCCGAUAAGCUUGGGAUGUUAUAUUCGAACAUGAUUUUUAUUCAUGGAUUUGUGCAUAGCGAUCCACACCCCGGAAAUAUUUUAGUGAAGAAAAAUGAAAAAGGGAAUUGUGAUAUCGUUUUAUUAGAUCACGGACUUUACGCGACGUUAAAUGGAGAAAUUAUGGUUGCGUACGCAAAUUUAUGGUUAAGCAUUUUAAAUCGUGAUACGGUAGCAAUGCGACUUUACACAUCAAAGUUGGGUAUAAAGGAGAAUUUUUAUGGUUUAUUCGCUUGUAUGAUAACAGGUAGAACUUGGGAUUCAGUUAUGAAAGGAAUUGAUAAGCGCAAACCGACGGAGAAAGAAAAAGAAACGUUCCAAGUACAAAUCCCAACGUACGCCUCUCAAAUAAUCGACGUGUUAGAUCAAGUUAAUCGCCAACUCCUUUUAAUUUUUAAAACGAACGAUUUAAUGCGUGGGAUUGAUCACACUUUGAAGACUAGUGCCAGGAUGGGGUCGUUUCGGGUGAUGUCUCAAUGUUGCAUCGAGACCGUUUAUACCAAAAAAAUCGAUAAUUCGAAAGGUAGGUUGAAAAAAUUUCAAUAUGGCGUGGCGAAGUUUUGGAUGUUGUUUAAAAUACGGGUUUAUUAUACUUUUGCUUCGAUUAAAGAAUUAUUCGGAUUGAUUUGAAUCUUUUAAUUUAUUAUUAUGUUGUUAUAUUAAUUUAUAUGUUUUAUACAUUAUUAUUGUAAAGUUUUACUCAUUUUAAGGGGGUAUGCCACCUUGGAGAGCCGAAUAUAAAGAUAACUUUUGCAACGUGGGGAAAAAUGCUUUCUAAAAACGGGUUGUGGGGUUUAUAUAUGCAGCUUUUCUAGUUUUAAAAACGUGUUUUAUUAGCAUGUGCAAUGUUAGGCUUGCAAAUCGUACAGAGUCAAUUGGCGUGCAGGAAUUCUCCUAAACCGGAAGUCGAAUAAUCAAAUUUCGAGAACGAUUACUUUUUUAAACUCAAAAACUAGGGAUCUACAUAGGAUUUUUAAAAAAUAUUCAUUUUUGGCAAAAUGUUGCCCAUUUGACCAGAAAUGUCAUAUUUAUUGAUAAAAAACAUACGUAAAAAUGUUUUUAAAAGAGACAAGUUUAGAUACAAUAUAAAAAAAAAGUUUUUUAAAAUCCGUUUAGAAAUGCUAAAUCAUUCGUACAAAUUAAACAAUACGUUUAAGUUGAUCAUUACGAAAAAUUAAAUGUUUUCUUUUGAAGCCUCUAACCAGUGAUUCCUGCACGGUACAUUUGUCCUUCUUGAUGGUCUUCUCAGCUAAUCUGGCUGACUAUAACUUCUACGGGCUUCUUUAGUCUCAUUGGUCAUGGAGCGUCAGCGUGGACAAUGCGACGUGAGUUUCGUGGAAAAACUCAAAGAACAAUCUUCCAAUUGUUAACUUUAGUGCUUGUAUUAUUUCCAUAAUGGUUAUAAGAUCGUCACUAAAAUUACAAGCGGCAAUAUCGAACGCAAUGCCACUUUCUUUCCACUAUGAACUGUUUUUACAUAAAUUAGAAACUUUUUUUAUUAUUUGAGGAAAUUGUUACGAUGUUAUUUUUCGCGUUGCUGUGUAAAAACUCUCUAAAGCCACUAGAAGCGCUUUAACUAAAUUGUUAUUAAUUGAAAUCUUUAUUUCAAUAAAGUAUAACAGAUAAUGUGAACAGAUAAUACGUAAUAACAUCAUAAUACAAAUUAUUUCAUUUUUUUGUUCAUUAAUAGGUAAUAAUCGUUUUAUUAAACCUGAUUUGGUUUUUAUUUCUACCACUUUAGGACAUUACCACAUCAUUAUCCUUCGUACCAACGUGUUUCCAAUGGUUGACUUGGGUUGAUUGUUGUAUAUUAGUAACUCUAUUUGAUAUGUAAAUUUUCCAUUUACGACAUUCUACCCUUAACCAACUUGUCGAAUUGUCGAAUCAUACCAAUAAUAUAGAGAAUCACUCCUCAAUUUAAAUGUCCUUUGCAUUCGUUUCAUCAAUUUUGCCAACAACACAGCACGGCAGCGCACAAUUCUAGCUAACCAUAUUUGGUAUAAAUCUUCUGACAAAGAAUCAACCCAGUCAAGAUUUUCUUUCCAUAACAUCUGCAUAAAAAGUUUCACCUUUAUAUGAAUUGGACCAACUAAGUUUAACCGAUCAAAUAUGUUGUGUACCUGAUCAAUAAAACCCACAUUAGAACUCUAAAUAUAGUAUAUUUCCUUUAAUAACUUAAUAACUAACAAUAACACACAGUUUUCCCUCCUUCGUUACAAAUCUGGUUUUUGUGGUGCCUUUAUGAUUCUUUUAGAUUAACGUAAGUUAGGGGUUUUAGGAGAUUUGGGAGUAGAGGGAUGAUCUGAGGAAUCCGAUUCUGGACUUUGCGGUAUCUUAGAUUUCUCCAUUGUCUCCAUAGUCACAGGUACCUCUUUAUCUGUCUUAUCUUCAUUCUUCUGAUUGAUAUCUCACAUUCUUCUCAUCCUCUGAUAUAUUUUCACUGUGUUGAUUUUUACUUUUAUCCAUUUUCAAAUGAUCUACAUGCAUAAAUCUAGUUCCAUCAUCAAAUUCCAUCAUGUAAGUUCUAUAACUCUUCCUUUCUAUUAUUUUUCCUGCCCUCCAAUGUCCCAAUCUUCCGCCCAAAUUAAUAAAAGCGAACACUUUAUCAUUUAUAUGAAAUGCCGCUUGUCUCCUCUUCAUCAUCAUUGCCUUUUCUUCAUCUUUAACAGCAUGUGGAUGAAUUAAUGUAAGGAGUGUUCUUGGAAAACAAGUUCUGUAGGCUUGCGUCCAUUUACAGUAUUUGGCAUGUUUCUAUGUUUUAAAAGAAAAUUAUUCAAUAGUAGUUGUAGAGAUUUUCUACGUUGUCUUUGUUCAUUUUCCUUAAUUGUUUUGCCAAAUUUUUCUUAACUGUUGCUACAUUUCUUUCUGCUAACCCAUUAGAUUGAGGGUGGUAUGGAGGAGAAUGUGUUAACAAUACGGUAUAUUGUUAACUUACAAAAUUUGUUAAAUUCUGAUGAUCCAAAUGGUGGUCCAUUAUCUCUAACUAUUUGCUGUGGCAACCCAACAGUGGCAAAAAUUGAUCUUAGCGUAAUUAUUAAUUCCUCCGCCGUUGUAUUUUUAAUUACUUUUACUUCCAACCACUUACUGAAUCUAUCCACCAGCAACACGAAAUAUCUCCCACACUUCUGAAAAAAAUCUAAGUGCACUCUCUCAAAACAUGUGUUUGACUUUGGCCAAGGUACUAUAGUCGUUGUUGAUGGUUUGCCAUGGGUAAAUUUGCAAACAUCACAUUUAUUGCAAUACUGCUCUAUAUCUUCAUCCAUCAGAGGCCACCAUAAAUUAUUUCUUGCCAACAUUUUCAUUCUUACCAUGC